AUGGCUGUCCCUCUACUACCCAUCCUGGCAUUGACUGCAUUGGCACUCCUAUCCUUCUACAAGUUCAUUAUCCAUCCCCUGUUCUUCCAUCCCCUGCGGCACAUCCCCUCGGCACACUGGUCGAUCCCCAUCUUCGGCGACCUCUGGAUAGCCUACCAGCGAUACCAUGAGAAGAACAAUACUGUCACUCAUGCGGCCCAUGUCAAAUACGGCAGCGUCGUCCGUAUGGGCGCAAAUGAGUUGAGCGUCAACUGCGUCGACAACGGCAUCAAGACCAUCUACUCAGGCGGCUGGGAGAAGCAUGCAUGGUAUCCGCAGCGAUUCGGUUCUUACGGAGUCAUGAACAUGUUCUCCACCAUCCACCACCAGCCACAUUCCCAGAAGAAACGAACCAUGGCAAACGUAUAUUCCAAAACACACAUUGCCUCAUCACCCCAGAUCGCCGCAAACUCACGCACGUUAUUCUCGACCCGCUUCCUCCCGUUGCUCCAGACCUUAUCUACCACGGGCCAAGCGGUCGAUGUGCACGACCUGAACAACGCAUUCACCAUGGACUUCAUGUCGGCCUACCAGUUUGGCUUGCGCGCAGGGACCAAUCUUACCCAGGACGUCGCGACCAGACACAGAGUCUUGCACGAGUACCACUGCCGCCGGCCUUACGAGUUCUUCUCAGCCGAAAUCCCAUGGCUGAAGUCGUUGAGCCGCAAGCUCGGGUGGCCGGUGGUGCCGCAAUUCGUCGACGACGCCAACAUGUAUCUCGAAAACUGGAAUGCUAGCAUGUGUCGCGAGGCCGACAGAUACCUGACGACAAGCGCCAGCAAUGAUACCGACGCAGACUCUUCCUCCUAUGCUGGAGACGAUCCCGUGGUGUACAGACAAUUCAAGACAGGCAUCACAAAACUGCGCGAGAAGGAUCCCUCGGCGGGCAGGGCGGUCGCGGGCCAAGUCACGUUGCCGACGAUACGGCAUGACGUGGAUGAUGGCACUGAUCCAAACGACACCACCACCGCAGAGGUCUACAGCGAGAUGCUCGACCAGCUAGGCGCCGGCCACGAGACAUCCGCGAUUGCCUUGACGUAUCUGUACUGGGAGCUGAGCAAAAUGCCGGCGUUGCAGAAACAGCUGCGAGAGGAGUUACUGACGCUGACGCCAACGAUCGUGUGGCCCCCAAAGAAUGCAGACACCGACACUGACACCGACACCGACACCAGCGUUAACAGUCCCGGACACUUCCAGCUCCCAGAACCCAAGCAAAUCGACGCGCUGCCGCUCUUGCACGCCAUCGUCAUGGAGACUCUGCGUCUGCACUCCCCCAUUCCCGGCAUCGAGCCACGCAUCUCACCACACGUACCGGGCGGCAGCACGUUAGGUCCCUACGCGGGCAUACCUGGCGGCGUGCGUGUCUCGUCCAUGCCGUACUCGUUGCACCGGAACGAAGUGGUGUUUCCAGACGCGGAGUCCUUCAGGCCUGAGCGCUGGCUGCCGCCGCAGACGACCGAGGAAUACCACCUGAGCAGUUCGCACAGCUACACUUCUGAGGACCACCUGAAGGAGAUGCAUCGCUGGUUCUGGGCCUUCGGGUCGGGUGGCCGCAUGUGUAUCGGCAGUCAUCUGGCUUUGCAAGAGAUGAAGUUGCUUGUCGCGGCGCUCUAUUCGAACUGGACGACGGAGAUAGUUGACGACGAGGGUAUCGAAGAGGUUGACGCGUACACAACCAGACCGACGAGUAACAGACUCACACUGAGAUUGAUGCGUGUUUGA
This is a messenger RNA of Capronia coronata CBS 617.96, 1761 nucleotides long. RefSeq lists its product as uncharacterized. Gene Ontology annotation, molecular function: oxidoreductase activity, acting on paired donors, with incorporation or reduction of molecular oxygen; heme binding; iron ion binding. NCBI's taxonomy places the organism in Eukaryota, Fungi, Ascomycota, Eurotiomycetes, Chaetothyriales, Herpotrichiellaceae. The coding region runs from base 1 to 1761 and encodes 586 amino acids. The record is from RefSeq and is a predicted model, not a curated record. The transcript is spliced from 2 exons.